CCUCGGCUGGGAUCGCGGCGUCUCCCGCUCGCCGCACUGCUCCACGCCUGGCCCGUGGCUCCGGAGGCGGCAGUCGUGCCAGCCUGUAGUGAAAGUGACCCUUCCAUACUCCACCAGAACAUGCCGGGGUGACUCUCUCCCAGAUCCCGUGGCCUUCCUCGCUCUCCCCAGUGACACUAUGCAACCCCAGCGUGACCUGCGAGGCCUCUGGCUCCUGCUGCUCUCCUUGUUCCUGCUUCUCUUUGAGGUAGCCAGGGCAGGCCGACCUGUGGUCAGUUGUCCCGCCAACUGCCUGUGCGCCAGCAACAUCCUCAGCUGCUCCAAGCAGCAGCUGCCCAAUGUGCCCCAGUCUUUGCCCGGCUACACAGCGCUACUGGACCUCAGCCACAACAACUUGAGCCGGCUGAAGGCUGAGUGGACCCCCACCCGUCUGACCAACCUGCACUCCCUGCUGCUGAGCCACAACCACCUGAACUUCAUCUCCUCUGAGGCCUUCGUCCCGGUACCCAACCUUCGGUACCUGGACCUCUCCUCCAACCAUCUUCACACGCUGGAUGAGUUCCUGUUCAGCGGCCUGCAGGCACUGGAAGUGCUGCUGCUCUACAAUAACCACAUUGUGGUGGUGGACCGGAAUGCCUUCGAGGACAUGGCCCAGCUGCAGAAACUCUACCUAAGCCAGAAUAUGAUCUCUCGAUUUCCUCUGGAACUGAUCAAGGAUGCAAACAGAUUACCCAAACUAACGCUCUUGGAUCUGUCCUCCAACAAGCUGAAGAAGUUGCCCCUGACUGACCUGCAGAAAUUGCCAGCCUGGGUCAAGAAUGGGCUGUACCUGCAUAACAACCCCCUGGAGUGUGACUGCAAGCUCUACCAGCUCUUUUCACACUGGCAGUACCGGCAGCUGAGUUCCGUGAUGGACUUCCAGGAGGAUCUGUAUUGUGUGCACUCCAAGAAGCUGCAUAACGUCUUCAGUCUGGAUUUCUUCAAUUGCAGCGAGUACAAGGAAAGUGCCUGGGAGGCUCACCUGGGAGACACCUUGACCAUCACGUGCGAUACCAAACAGCAAGGGAUGACCAAAGUGUGGGUGACCCCAAGCAAUGAGCAGGUGCUAAACCAGGGGGCCAAUGGCACGGUGACCGUGUCCGAGGAUGGCAACCUUCACUUUAAAGAGGUGCAGGUUGAGGAUGGGGGUGUGUAUACCUGCUAUGCCAUGGGGGAGACUUUCAACGAGACACUGUCUGUGGAGUUGAAAGUGUAUAACUUCACCUUGCACGGACACCAUGACACCCUCAACACAGCCUAUACUACCCUGGUGGGCUGCAUCCUCAGUGUGGUUCUGGUCCUCAUAUACUUGUACCUCACCCCUUGCCGCUGCUGGUGCCGGGGUGUGGAGAAGCCUUCCAGCCAUCAAGGAGAUAGCCUCAGCUCUUCUAUGCUCAGUACCACACCCAACCAUGACCCUAUGGCUGGUGGGGACAAAGAUGAUGGUUUUGACCGGCGGGUGGCCUUCCUGGAACCUGCUGGACCAGGGCAGGGUCAAAAUGGCAAACUCAAGCCAGGCAACACUCUGCCAGUGCCCGAGGCAACAGGCAAGGGCCAACGGAGGAUGUCAGAUCCAGAGUCGGUCAGCUCGGUCUUUUCUGAUACACCCAUUGUGGUGUGAGCACUAUAGGCUGAUGGGGAGGUUCUGCCCCAGGAGAGGUAGUGUACCCCUGAGGGAUGUGAGGGGGUGGAAGAGAGGGCUGGCUGCCCAAGGGAGUGGGUUCCUCCUGACCACCAGGGAAUCGGUCAUGGGCACAGGAGGAGGCAAGACCCCAGUGAGGGUGUGGAUGCUGCGAGUUUCACAUAUGGAUAUAUUCAUCCUCAGGCAGAUACCACACCCCUACCCAAAGCCUUGGCUAUUCUCAGUGUGGUAGAGGAGGAGGGAUGCGUCUGAGUUGGACAGGAACGAGGAAAGGGGUUAGGGGAGGAGCAGAUUCCCUAAACUUUUUUUGAGGUCAUCCCUAGCUCCUUAAGAGAAAACCAUUUGAAAAACAACUUUUUUUUUCUGUCUCUGCCCACCCACACCUGCGAAGUUGUGUGUUGGGGGGCCUCCACAGGAGCCAUGCUGGGAAGCUGCAGUGUCUUCUCUGGUCAGGGAGUCGCAUUCAUAGCGAGUGAACUGGAAACCUUUGGAAAAUGAGUCAGGAAAAGGCUGAGACCUGGAUCAAUACCACUCUGUAAUGCUGCUGUGAGACUUCUCACUAGAGCUGUCUUCUUUCCCUGGGAGUCCUGAGUAGGUGAAUCUUUGCAGGAGCCUGGCCUCUUGCCUGUUAGUUAUGGCAGCAAUAUAGGACAUUGUGUCUGUGCCUUGUCCUGGGGCAGGUGGCACAGUUGGGUACAGAAUGAAUUAAGAGGUCCCUGUCGUAGCAUAAAACUUGUAGAUGGGGCAUAAAUUCCAGGUAGGCUAAUUCCCUGGCUGGGAGAAAGCCUUGAUUAGUAUUUGUCUCCCAAUGUCUAUCUGUCGGGACAAGAGUAGGGGACACUGAAGAAGGAGCAUUAUGGUGCCUGCCACCACUGUGGCACAAGGGCCAUACUUGCUGGGAGAACCGGGAAGACCGGCCUGUGAUGUAGCAGCCAGCCAGACCUACCUGAUCCUUCAUGUAUGCCAUCUCUUCUGUCAACCUUCUGAUGGACUCAGGUGGGUUUCUGAGCCUUCCUCAGACGCUGCUCUGCAAAGGAGGGGGCAGUUACGAGGUCUGGAGAUAGACGGGACCUAAUGUUUAUCUGCUCUCUGCUGACAGGGCUGCCUCACUCCUGCAAAGCCAAAGUGUGGGAUUUCUGUCAUCUGAAGGCUUAGAACCUAGUGGUCUUUUGUCCCAGAAUGGCGAUACAGAGUGUGGCUUAGAGUUCUGCCCUCCCCCACCAGGCACUCAGGCCGUCUCGUAACUGAGGCGGAAGGGGCACUAAACUUUGAAAAGGAAGGAAGUUCUGCCAUACCGUUUCUGUCAGUUGGAGAUCAGUGCAGUCCUGGCUGUCAGAGCAGAGGGACUUAAAAACAAACCCAGCCUUAGCUUCCAUCCAGGCUUGCAAGAUGCUUUCGGUACAGAGAUGACUCUGCCCUGCUGCAUCCCGUGAGCAAACUGCAGGCCCCAGAGGCAGUUGUUCUGAGCUUUGGAAGAGGGGUGAGCAGGGCAGAGGUGAAAGCGUUCCCUAGCGUUGGUCUUUUCCGGUGUCUUUUCUUUCUCGUUUCCUGUGGUUGGAAGUUGUCCAGGUCCUCUAGUUUCCUGACCUGCUUUUGAGGUUCUAAGGGGUGUUGUUUACCUGUGGGUGAGGGCUGCUUAGUGCUGGGAGGGCCUGUCAGGCUGCUUAGAAGGACUGAGGAAGAGAAACUGAAGUAAACAUUGUCCCCUGUCUGCUCCUGGGAUCUCAAGGCUGCUGUCCAUCUUUUAUUAGUAACCUAGUUUUAUCAAGAGAGAGGUGCAGCGAUCCCCUUUAAGUAGUUGCAUGCUCCUGGGUACGCAUGCUCCUAGGUAUGCAUGCACACCAGCACCUUGACCUCCACCAGGACAGUGGGUCUGGGGCCCCCUCCGAUGCCAUCAUUCUAGAACAGCUUCCACCCACGCACACAACUUCUCACACAGUUUUCUUGCACUGCAGGAGAGACAGUGACCAUGCCAGGCUCCUCAAAUGCACAAUCUCUUGUACUUUAAUUUCUGAACACCCUGAACUUUUACCCAUAUCUCCAUGGAGCUGAAUCACUUUUCUGCAGAUGCUGGAGUUAGGGGGGACCACACACUGGAGCUUUUGGGAGGUUAGUGAGGUACUAGCUGGUUCAUCGGACUCCUCAGGAACUCUCCUUAAAAACUAUGUUUCUAUAAGACAGGAGGCUAGAACCAGAGCACCGAAGGACUCCGAAGGAUGCUGGUGGAGGCUAAGCAGCUCUGAAUUGUUCUUCCUGUGUCCUAAUAGACAAGGGUUAGAGAGGAAUCGGUUGUAUUCCAAAGACUUCUGGGCACUUUGUCACCAGAGGUCCAAGAGCCAGACCUCCAUCAGCAGACUCACAAGGAAAUGAGAAAAUCUCUUAGGUGGCAGCAUCCUCUCCUGAUACCAUCAAGGGUGGUGAGACUCUUUAAAAUGAAAGUCAAAUGAAAUUUGCCUUCUGGGGCAUUCUAGCUGAGCUUCUGAGGGCCAGGAGGGUCAUUUUCUUUUUAAGUCCUACUCUGAAGCCUAGCUCUCCCUACUAUAUCCGCUAACUCGGGCCCUAGUUCAAGACACCUGCAGGACAUGUCUGGACGCUCUACCAGGACAUUUAACUGAUUGGUCUCUCCUCGUGGUUUCAGUUCUUAUGACCCAACUUUGUCCUUGUAGGGGGGUGUACAUGUAUGUCUGUAUUCCAAAAACAUAUGAUCCCAUUAGACCUUGGGAAAAAAACGGCCAGGUGUAGAUAGAAGAAAGGCUGGCCUUCACCCCAUCUAUACUCAUAAACUAUCUCCCAGGAAGGAGAAGCAGGUUCCUCUGGAGACAGGAUGUGACAGGACUCUACAGUCUGUGUAAUUAUCUGUGAUCUUUUUCUUUGCUGUAUCUAUGGGGCCCCUGGAGGAGGCCAGGAAGGGUAGACCUGUCUGGGGAGAACAAAGCUGAUUUCCGGGUGUGUAUGUGUCUUUGCCUUGUAAUUCUCUCUUUCUGUGUCUAGGACUCUUCCUCCCACUGUGUACACCAGGCUGGCAAACCUCGGAGCCCACGGGCUCUGGAACUAGACAAUGACCAUUAAACCUGGCUUGAGUCUCUGCUCUGGCACA
Rattus rattus (black rat) is the source of this 4778-nucleotide messenger RNA. RefSeq names its product adhesion molecule with Ig like domain 1 (gene Amigo1). The transcript is spliced from 2 exons. Gene Ontology annotation, biological process: brain development. Gene Ontology annotation, molecular function: protein binding. The coding region runs from base 179 to 1660 and encodes 493 amino acids. The record is from RefSeq and is a predicted model, not a curated record. Lineage: Eukaryota; Metazoa; Chordata; Mammalia; Rodentia; Muridae.